Molecule: messenger RNA, 2967 nt
Organism: Penicillium waksmanii
Lineage: Eukaryota; Fungi; Ascomycota; Eurotiomycetes; Eurotiales; Aspergillaceae
Product: hybrid sensor histidine kinase/response regulator
Exons: 2
Coding region: 1-2967 (988 amino acids)
Biological process (GO): protein autophosphorylation; phosphorelay signal transduction system
Molecular function (GO): histidine phosphotransfer kinase activity; phosphorelay sensor kinase activity
Source: RefSeq, a predicted model, not a curated record
AUGCCUUCUAGUGUAUUCUUCCCCAAGGCAGAUACAGCGAUCCUUUCGUCCAGGCGUCGACCCCCACCCACAUACCCGCAUACCGUCGGGCCGAUUCUCGAUCCGGAAAACCUCAAGAAGCCAAUAAGUCCCUGGUCUGGUGAGGUCGCAUCGACUCUCUACCCUAGCCUUGACCCUAACGCGCUCACAUCCACCGUUUGUAAAAAGCCUCCUGGUUUCGAGGAUCGAUAUCCGCGUGCCAUUCUAGCCCACAAUGAGAGACUUAGAUUGCCUAUGCUUUGGUACUACACUCGCGAUGUUCUCAAGGAGGAAGAGUUACUUUCAGGUCUCCAGGACAAAGUUCAUCUGGCUAAGGAGACCACGGGAUGGGAGUUCGCGAUCAUUGGCAUCCUGGAUAUAGAUGUAUAUAUUCGCUUGGCCACGGUAGGCGUUCAAUUAGGUAUCCUGCCGAGAGGUGAAACAAUCUGCGCCCAUACGGUCACUCAACCUCCUGAUAGCGUGUUCCAUUUACCAACACUCAUGGAAGACUGGAGGUUUUGGACGUGUCCCUAUCUCGAGAAAGGCGGGCUUUACGCAUACGCCGGUGUACCACUGCGUCUGCAACACGAAACCGGAGAAUGUGUUGGUCUUGGUUCGCUUUGCGUAGCCUCGAGUAAAAGCGAGGAACCGCUCACAAAAGACCAGCAGCAAGCCCUGGUCCGCCUGGGUGACUGUGUCGUCUCGGAUCUCCUUCACGCGGUGCGGGCAAAGCGCCAACGUGACCGGCAUCGAAUGGCUGAACUCCUCUCCAACGCACAGUUGGAACUGGAGAAGCUGGUCUCCGAGGAACCUAUCUAUCAAAUUCUCCGAAGCACCUACCCCAAUGCUAUCGUCAAAUUGCAGCCGACGAAGACGACCUAUGUCGAGCUGGAAGGGCGCAAGCCUAUCUUGAUGUCAGACCUGGAAGGCGGCCUGUGGGAAGAUGCGGAGUACCUAGAUGCGUUGAUCAGCGAAUCCAACCACGAUGCUCUUCCCACCACGCACAUUGUGCGCAUCCUAGCUCUUGCUUGCGAGAGUGUAACGGGUUCAUCUUUGCUCAUGGUGGCUUCAAAGGACUUUCGCCUCGUAUUCGAUGAUGUCGACUUCUGGUUUGUUGAGACGUGUGCUGGCUUGAUCUCCCAGAUGUGGCGCAAAAGACUCCUCUUGGAGGCGCUGAGAGCAAAGGAGAAAUUUCUUAGCGGGUUUUCCCAUCAGCUCCGCACUCCGAUCCAUGGUAUACUCGGUUCAGCGGACCUCCUGGCUGAAGAGAUCCAAUCCUGGUGCGCAGGCGAGGACGCACAACUAGCCCCAGGAUCAGUUGAACAGCCUCUCAAAAUACGUUUAGACGAACAUUCCAAAUAUCUGGGCAUCAUCAAGAUGGGCGGCAGGGAUCUGGUUGCAAUCAUCAACAAUAUGAUUACAACCAAUCGAUGGGCUGAUAUUGCUACGAUGGACCGCCACUAUGCCAUGCAUUCGGUUGAAAAGCUUGAGACGGAGCUGUGUACCGGAUUAGUCAACUUGACCGUGGGAGAUACACGGUAUCGAGCGUCCGUUUUCUUCACCCAUGAUUUGCCUUACGUUUGCGAGAGUAUCUGGAUUGAUAUCGAUGUGCUGCGAGACACCAUCCUACCACUUAUUAUGAACGCAGUCCAGCACACACCGGAUGGAAUUGUAUCGGUAACACUAUCACUGAAUCUGGGCUCGAGGCAGUUGACAGUGGAUGUCAAGGAUAAUGGCCAAGGCAUUCAUCAAACUGAUCAGCAGCGCAUAUUCGAACCCUUUGAAAAAGUCGAUAUGCACUCAACACGAGCAGGACUGGGACUCACCGUGGCGUCCAGAUUCGCAUCGCUCUUGCAGGGAUCGGUCGCUCUGAUGUCCUCGAAAUUUCGCCGAGGCUCCCAUUUUAGAGCCACGUUUCGGGGUGUUGAGUAUGCCAGCUCUCCCAACGCGCCGAAAUUGCUAGCCUCAAAGCUCCAGAAUCUACCCUCAAUAUUCUUCAACUUAAUAUCUGAUUUGAGUUCCAUGUCACUCUGUGGCCACUUCGUCACUUUCCUCACACGCAGUGGCUUUGCGCCGUCGGCUUGCCCAGAAGGCUCCUUUAUUAUCUUUGAAGCUGCCCCGAGUUUAGAACAGCACCAAUUACAGCUGUCCCAAAUUCCAUCGGGAGGUGUUGCGAUAUGUCUUCUUCCCGGGCUUGAGGCAGAUUUACCGCUUGGACGGACGGCUAAAAAUAUUGUUUAUGUCAGCGGACCUUUCUCCACCUUGUCUUUAGGCUCGGCCCUCGAGGAAGCGGAUUGUCUCGUGGGAAAGAUCAGAAGUUUGCAACCAUAUGUCGCCCUGCCGACACUUCUAAAGGCAGCUCAAGCCCCGGAACAAAGGGAACUCGAGCCCAACCAACUGUCGAUUGACGCUGCCAGCCCUAGAUCAGAAACUACUCUAUCCUUGGGAUCCGAUCAGGAUGUCGCGCCCUCUGCAGACUUGACAAAGCCCAUUCCAAUCUCCCGCCAGUUGCGUCAAUCUUCGCGACCCACAACUCUGAUUGUCGAUGACAACACCAUCAACCUUCGCAUUAUGGAAAUGUACUGCAAGAAAAGAAGUUUGCCUUACUUGGCUGCAAAGAAUGGUUUGCAAGCUGUGGAAAUCUUCUCGCAGCGCCAAUCAACUUGUAUCGCUAACGACGAGCCUCCUAUCGAGCUGAUCUUCAUGGAUUUGCAAAUGCCGGUGUGCGAUGGCAUCGAAGCCACCAGGCAAAUACGAAGUCUAGAGGAGCAGAACAACUGGGGAAAGGUUUUGAUACUGGUUAUGACUGGUCAAGACACCGCUGCUGAUAAAUCUGCCGCACAAGAGGCAGGCGGGGAUAAGUAUCUCGUCAAGCCGGUGAUAAUUGAGCAAUUGGAUCGAAUUGUGAGGCAAUGUUUUCCCUUCUUUGAGUCGGGUAAGAAAACAUAG